Molecule: messenger RNA, 955 nt
Organism: Neofelis nebulosa (Clouded leopard)
Lineage: Eukaryota; Metazoa; Chordata; Mammalia; Carnivora; Felidae
Product: vomeronasal type-1 receptor 2-like
Biological process (GO): G protein-coupled receptor signaling pathway
Cellular component (GO): membrane
Molecular function (GO): pheromone receptor activity
Source: RefSeq, a predicted model, not a curated record
GUCAAAUUCUUGGAAAAUGACAGAAUGGCCUUCGCGGAUUUGAAAUUUGCAAUGAUCUUCCUGUUCCAGAUAGUCGUUGGAGUUUGGGGAAAUUUCUCGCUCUUAUAUCAUUCUGUGACCCUUGCCUUCAGUGGAUGCAAACCAAGGUCAACCGAUUUAAUUCUCAGGCACCUGACUGUAGCCAACUCCUUGGUCCUUCUCUCCCGAGGAAUCCCAAGGACAAUGGCAGCUUUUGGGUUAAGACAUUUCCUCAAUUAUUUUGGAUGCAAACGUUUAUACAUUCACAGAGUGGCCAGGGGUGUGACCAUUGGCACCAUCUGUCUCCUGAGUGUCUUCCAGGCCAUCACCAUCAGCCCCAGAAAGUCCAGGUGGGCGGAGCUUAAAGCCAAAGCCCUGAAGUACAUCGGGUCCUUCAAUACCCUCUGCUGGGUCCUCCACAUGCUGGUAAAUUUUAUUUUUCCAGUGUUUGCGACUGGCAGAUGGAGUAACAAAACCAUCACAAUGAUGUUCUGUCCUACUCCGCUUCACGACAAAGUCUCAGACUCCACGUAUACAGCAUUGAUAGCCUUUCGUGAUGUUUUAUUUGGGCUCAUGUCCUGGGCCAGCGGCUCAAUGGUGUUCAUCCUGAACAGGCACAGGCAGCGGGUCCAACACAUUCAUAGGACCAAGGCCUCCCCAAGAUCCUCCCCCGAGACCAGAGGCAUCCACACCGACCUUGUUCUGGUAAGCGCCUUUGUAUCUUUUUACACCCUCUCCUUCGUGUUUUAUGUUUAUCUGGCUCUUUGUGAUAAUCCCAAUUGGUGGGUGGUGACCACCUCUAUACUAAUCACCACAGGAUUCCCGACUGUCACGCCCUUUGUUCUCAUGAGCCGUAAUCCCACUGUGUACAGGCUCUGCUCUUUCUGCUGUGGAAGAAAGACAGAAUUCCCUGAUCUCAUCAGAAAAAUAUAAAAUG